Mizuhopecten yessoensis (Yesso scallop) is the source of this 768-nucleotide messenger RNA. Its product is annotated as 40S ribosomal protein S1-like. The transcript has a single exon. Bases 1 to 768 code for a protein of 255 amino acids. Gene Ontology annotation, molecular function: structural constituent of ribosome. The record is from RefSeq and is a predicted model, not a curated record. Gene Ontology annotation, cellular component: cytosol; ribosome. Gene Ontology annotation, biological process: translation. Lineage: Eukaryota; Metazoa; Mollusca; Bivalvia; Pectinida; Pectinidae.
AUGGCCGUAGGAAAAAAUAAGCGUCUCUCCAAGGGAAAGAAGGGUCUUAAGAAGAAGAUUAUUGAUCCAUUCACCAGAAAGGAUUGGUAUGACCUCAAGGCUCCAGCUCCUUUCACCAAAAGAGAUAUCGGUAAAACCCUUGUUAACCGUACCCAAGGUUUAAAAAACUCUUCUGACUAUCUUAAGGGUAGUGUUGUUGAAGUUUCCUUAGCUGAUCUUAAUGAAAACCAAGAAGAUGCUUACCGUAAGAUUAAGCUUAGAGUUGAUGAAAUUCAAGGAAAGAACUGUCUCACCAACUACCACGGUUUAGGUAUUACUUCUGACAAGCUCAGAUCCCUUGUUAAGAAGUGGCAAUCUCUUGUUGAAGCCUACAUUGAUGUUAAGACCACUGACGGUUACCUUCUCCGUUGCUUCAUUGUUGGUUUCACCCAAAGAAGAAAGAACCAAAUCAGAAAGACUACUUACGCCCAAACUGCCCAAAUCAAGCAAAUCAGAAAGAAGAUUUUCGAAAUCGUCACUGCUGAAGCUACUACUUGUGAUAUGAAGGAAUUCGUUAACAAGUUCACUUUAGAAAUCAUCGGUAAGAGAAUCGAAAAGGCUACCCACAACAUCUACCCACUUAACAAUGUCUUACUCCGUAAGGUUAAGAUUCUUAAGCACCCAAAGUAUGAUGUUGGUAAGCUUAUGGAACUCCACGGUGGUAGUGAUGAUGUUGGUUCUAAGGUCGACCGUGCCUUCAAGGAACCAGAAAUCAAGACCGAUAUUUAA